Molecule: messenger RNA, 1854 nt
Organism: Clonostachys byssicola
Lineage: Eukaryota; Fungi; Ascomycota; Sordariomycetes; Hypocreales; Bionectriaceae
Source: the annotation of a GenBank genome assembly
AUGGCGUCAAAUUUUGCGUACGAGUCUCUUCACUCCACACCAGAUGUCAUACGGCUUCUGGAGGUCGAUCUCAGUGGCUCUAACCAGCAUAAACUUGUACGCCAAGCCAAUAUGCGAUCGACAAAAUACCUCGCAUUAUCGUACACGUGGGGGACGAGUUCAAAUCAAGUUAAUACUUCGCUCAACUUCCAGCAAUUCUUGAUCAAUACCAAUCUAUCCAAAGCCCUGGAGUCCGUUAGACAGCACUGGAUUCGCCAUUAUCCUCGACGGGAUGUUCUCCUUCUUUGGGUUGACCAAAUUUGCAUAAAUCAAAAAGAUGAGGUCGAAAAGGGUCAUCAAGUAUCCAUGAUGGGAGACAUUUACCGCUGUGCACACCAGACUCUUGUUUGGCUGCCUGUUCCAGCCUCUGUUGCAGGAGGAUUCCAAGACUGGCAAACUUGGAGGAGCUGGCACCAGAACCAGCUCACAACCUCGCAAGCGAUUGUGACUCAAGGCCCUGUAGCACAGACAGAGAUGGCGUACGGUCUGGAUGCAGAUUAUCCUGUAGGCAGCGACUCGGAUAGCCGUGAUAGAGAGCUCAUGAUGGCGUGGAACCACAUCCACGAUAUUAUUGCAAGUCCUUGGUGGGAGAGGGCUUGGAUUUAUCAAGAAAUCAUGGGUCCUGACCACGCCACAUUCUUGAUCGGUCACGUUUCAGCGCCGUGGGAGGAGUUGUAUAAAUUACUCCAAUUGUUCUUCAGCCAGAGACACCGGCAUGGUGAUUUCUGUGCUAGGCUGGUGCGAACGCUACGGUCGCAGGGAAGCGGUUGCAUGAUACGCUUGCCCAAUUGCUGUGGCAGUUGCCUGGAUGAGUGUCGAAUGUGUACUGGAGAGUCCAGAGAUGCAGCGUCCCGGAGUGGGAGUGACUGGGAUGGCUUCGCCCCCGAGAUAUGGCGCGCAGUUGCCAGAAGACAUAGUGAAAGGCUCCUCGAAGCUGAGGCGCUCUGGAAGCCCACCAACUUUGUUUUACAGAGCAAAAAGGAACUGCAAGAGAGAAAGAAGUCGGUACCUGUACCGUAUCUAUCCCUACUGCAACUAAUGGGGCAUUCUCGCAACUGUAAAGCAUCCGUGCCGCUUGAUAAGGUUUAUGCUUUUCUUGGUUUGGCCGAGCCAGGGCAUGGCAUCCAGGUAGAUUACUCCAAAACCGCCAACUCGGUCCUUGCAGAAGUCGCCCGUGCAAUAAUUCUGAAGCAAGAGCGUCUUGAUAUUCUGGAAAUAGCGAUGCAAAAUGACAGGUCGAGAGUCCAAUCCCCCACGGAUCAACUACCAUCGUGGGUACCCGACUGGUCUGUCAAAGACGAUGCAGACACCGAGUACAAGACUUUUCUUGAAGACAUCCGUUAUGAUUCUAUGAACUAUUCUCUUGGUGCCAGUCGAGCAUCGCAAAUCAGAAAGGCCGUUGCUUCCUUUCAUGCAGACAGCUAUGGCAGGCCACAUCGCAUCCUUCGAGCUCGUGGUAUUCUCGCAGAUUGUCUGAUGCGUGCGAAACCCAAUGCGACCACUUCAUCUUUUUCACACUUUGUCGGAGAAAGUGGAGCGGAAAUUAAAACCAUAUUAAACGCGCGUAUUGGAGAUGAGGUGUGGGUGCUUCUUGGUUGCAACGACCCAUUCACUCUCAGAAAAGAUGGAGGGCUGUAUACUAUACUCGGCCAUGCUAUGGUUUUGGAACGUAAUCCUAUGUUUGAAGACGUCUUGUCGGGCACUCUUAACGAAAGAGUGCAAGCUGCCAGGGAAGCCCAGCAUAUUCGAGAUGGGGGCUUAAUAGAGCGACUAGAGAGAGGCGAGGCGGCAACCACAGAUAUCAUGAUUUCCUAG